AUGGAAGACGCGGCGCCACCAUUGAGUCUUGAUCAGGUGGAAUCCUUGAUAUUUUCUCUUUAUCAGCGGAACCAUCCAGAUGUCAUUGUUGCAACACAGGCGUCGCUGUCGCAGUUUCAGGGCUCGCCUCAGGCUUGGUCCAUGAUCCACUUGCUUCUGGAGCGGCCUGACGAAAAGGUUAGGUUCUUCGGUGCCCUCACCGUCAUCAUCAAAUUAAAUAAGGAGAGCUCUUCGCUCAGCGAUGCAGAGGCGAAUGAGCUCCUCGUCCACCUCGUUGGCUGGUACCUGGACGCCCUCAGCCAGGCCUAUAGUCCACUUGUCUCGAGGAAGCUUUCGUCUGCAGUUGCAACGCACUUCAUUCACUUUCACCGGCUUUGGCCGCGUUACCUCCGCCAUCUCAUUGUGUGUCUUGCGUCGCGCCAGUCGCACAGCCUCGACGCCAUUGAUGGCACUGUCGACACCGCUGCCGUUUUGGGCAAUCUCCAGCCCGGGCAACUCCAGGCUGCGUUAUGGGUCGUCACCAGUGUCAUGGAAGACGUCUCGAGGAUUGACCUGAACACGAACAAAGGACUCUACGAUGCUUUAUUGCAGACCGUUACAGACGCCGUGGCUCUCAUGGCCACAAGCUUUACCGUACCAAAUGGUACGCCUGCAACCCAUGGCGACUCUACACGGUGUUUCCAGUCGUGGGUCUGGUUCGCCCAGCGAGCAAGUUCUGGGGAUAACCCUGUUGUCAACUCCCUGAAACCCCUCGCCGAAGCAGUCAUCGCAUCGCUUUCAGUUGAGGAGCUGUUUGACAGCUCUGCGGAAUUGCUUGUAGACAUACUCGCCAACUGUCCGUCUCUACUGACCCACAAGCACUACGAAUACAUGGCUAGCCUUUUCGAGGCCCCCUGGGCCCAAGAACGCUACCGUAGGCUGCUGCAAGGCGACUUCGAGUUCGAUUCGAUGCAGUUUGGCCAGCUCCUGCUUGCUUUUGGCGAGGCAAAGGCAGAGGCGCUCAUGCAGAGCAGCGACGAGCUAAGUCAGCGUUUUCUGGCCAUGCUUUGCGGCCUGCUUGCUGCAGAAGGCUUCCCAGUCGUAAAUGACAAGAUCUUUGUCUCCGCCAUCGAGUUUUGGUCGACAUUCAUAGAAACCUUGGCUGACAUGGUCCACUUUGACCAAGACGCGUCUUCGGCUCCAUGGGCACCGUCGGCCAUAUCCCACGCGCUCGAGGCAGUCUCAAACGCAUGGCACAAAAUCACCUAUCCUCCGUCCGAGGAAUUCAACCAGUGGGACUCGAGUGACCGUGUCGGGUUCCACGACGCGCGAAAGGAUGUGGUGGACUUGCUGCAAGCUGCAUAUACCAUUGUUGGGCCUCGCCUGGCUAUGAACUUUGCAAACUUGACUCUCUCGGCCCUGGCGAGCUCGGCAUGGCUUCCGCUCGAGGCGGCUGCAUUUUGCCUUGGAGGCCUCGCAGACUGCGGCAGGGAAGACCUCAGAUUCGACCAAGCCCUGACUUCCGUCUUCGCCUCACCCCUCUUCUCCAUUCUCCAAACCCACGACUCCCAUGUGCACCCCCGUACACGGCAAACCUGCCUCUCACUCAUAGAGCAGUAUACCGAGUAUUUCGAAAGAAACGUGGACUUUCUUGCCCCGGCUCUGCGUCUCUUGUUUGCCAUGCUUCGCGAACAGUCCAUGGCAGCAUCGGCGUCAAAGUCGAUACUGCGACUCUGCUCUUCUUGCCGGCAUCACCUCCACACGGAGACUGAUGGCUUUCUUGAUGAAUAUAAAACUCUCCUCAGCGGGAAGCGGCUCGAUUGCUUAUCCAGCGAAAGGGUCCUGGGGGCCAUUGCUUGCAUUGCACAGGCUAUCCCCGACACCGACCGACGACAUAUUGCCUGUGCCGAGAUCCUGGAGCUCAUCGAGAGCGAUGUUGAGCUUGCUCAAGGACUCGCCGCAGCAACGGAUCCAAGCAGUAGUAUCUCUUGUCAAGGCUUGCGCUGCUUUGGAAACCUCGUCGACGAGCCUCCCGCUUUGCAUGUUGGUCUGGGAGCAUUACGAGGCCUGGUCAACGUCGGGAGAGGCUUCCAGUCGCCGUCUGAGCCCGCAAUUGACCUCGACGCCGACCAUUGUCGACUGUACACACUUAGCGCCGGCCUUGUGCCUCUCCAUGAAAAAAUCAUGGGCCUUGUCUUACGGCUCGAGGAUACCUUUGGCGGAAGCUCAGAGGUGACGGAGCUACUCUGCAGCCUCCUCCGCUACCGGCAGAAGAUACUUGGCGCGUUGCUUAUUUGGGUUAUCAGCCUGCUCAAGCAGAUAUCCGAGCCGGAGCGUGACCCGGAGCUAGCACAAAACGGAGUCGAGUUCGUCUCACGGGUCUUGUCCAGAUCCCCGGCCACCGUGCUGGGCUUGCAACCCGUGGACGCAGCCGAGUUCCUUUUCAUGUUUACUAUUCGCGUUCUUGACGGGAAAGAGCCCCUGCCGAAAGUCGCCGCCGCAGAAUUCUGGACGACCUUUGUUGGCCUUCAGAGCGACAACCCGGAGUCGCAAGAAGCCAUCAAAGGCGCCAUGGAUGCUCUGGGGCCCCCGUUGACACAGAGCCUGGCGAGAAACAUCGGGGGCAACGCCUCACGCAGUGAGCUGGACAGGCUGAGCGAGCCGGUGAAGAAGUUGGUCAGUCGCCACCCCAAGGCAAGAGAAUGGCUGCAGUCUGGACUGAGCCAUUCUUCAUUCCCGAGCGACAAGGUCAGUUCAGAGCAGAAGAUUCUGUUUGUGAAGAAGUUGGUAAGCUUGCGAGGCUCAAGAGCGACGAACCAAGUCAUACGAGACUUUUGGCUCUCUGCCAGGGGUAGUAAUUUUGCCUAUGUCUCAUGA
Hirsutella rhossiliensis is the source of this 2856-nucleotide messenger RNA. RefSeq names its product importin 13. Gene Ontology annotation, cellular component: nuclear membrane; cytoplasm. NCBI's taxonomy places the organism in Eukaryota, Fungi, Ascomycota, Sordariomycetes, Hypocreales, Ophiocordycipitaceae. Bases 1 to 2856 code for a protein of 951 amino acids. The transcript is spliced from 9 exons. The record is from RefSeq and is a predicted model, not a curated record. Gene Ontology annotation, biological process: protein import into nucleus.